Messenger RNA from Ostrea edulis (European flat oyster), 25261 nucleotides. Its product is annotated as muscle-specific protein 300 kDa-like. Lineage: Eukaryota; Metazoa; Mollusca; Bivalvia; Ostreida; Ostreidae. The coding region runs from base 363 to 20255 and encodes 6630 amino acids. Gene Ontology annotation, molecular function: actin filament binding. The record is from RefSeq and is a predicted model, not a curated record. The transcript has 84 exons. Gene Ontology annotation, cellular component: meiotic nuclear membrane microtubule tethering complex; cytoplasm; nuclear outer membrane. Gene Ontology annotation, biological process: nuclear migration.
GGCUGCCAGCUUCAGCCUAGUAGGAAUAUAACAGGAGAAACAGAUCCCAUAACACGUGCUUCUCUCAAACUCUCAAUAUUGGCAAGUCUCGUAUCUUUUGAAAUUAGAAAAAAAAUUAAUUAAUUAAAAAAAGAUAUAAAAAUGCAUUUCUCUGCCUUCUCGAUCCGCCUAUGCUUAGCUACUUUGAGUUAUCGAACUUGACAAGAAUUAUUUUCAUUUUACUGAGAUAGAAAAGAGGGGGAAGGAAAAGGAGUUAGUGAAACUAAAAGGGAAAAAAAAAACAAUCGAUAUAAGGUGUUUAUAAUGGUGUGAAGUAAAGAGCAGCGAGAAUCCCAUCCAGUGUAAGUGACAGAAAGGAGACCAUGGAGACUCGCCGAUCAACGGGAUCCUUGUCCUCGCUCUCUGGAUCGGGAACCUUUACUCCACCCAUGUCCCCACGUGUGGAGAGUCCACGGGCUGCGGCAGCAGUUGGGGAGAAACGACAGGGGUCAGGGAAGGGCAUUCAAAUGCAGAUUCAGCAGCUUGCAAAUGAGCAAGAAAGAGUUCAGAAGAAAACCUUCACCAAUUGGAUGAAUACAUACCUUAAGCAGAAAAACAUGAAAGUGGAGAAUUUAUUUGAGGAUAUAAAAGAUGGAGUGUAUCUCCUGUCUCUGCUGGAGGCCCUGUCUGGUGAAAAACUGCAAAUGGAGCGAGGAAAACUGAAACGUGUCCAUCACGUCAGCAAUAUAUCUACAGCUCUCAAGUUUCUGGAAAUGAAAAAGAUCAAACUGGUGAAUAUCAAUGUUUCGGAUAUUGCUGAUGGAAAGCCAUCCAUUGUUCUGGGCUUGAUUUGGACGAUUAUUCUGUACUUUCAAAUUGAAGACACAUUUGCUCAACAAGACCACGAUCCAGACAAACCCUUGUCAGCAUUGGAAAAAUUCCGUAUGAACGCCAAGAAGGCACUUCUAGCCUGGACAGGAAAUGCAAUCACAAAGAAAUAUGGAAUACAAAUCAAAGACUUCGGUAAAAGCUGGCGGGAUGGCUUAGCUUUUAAUGCCAUUGUUCACACCAUCCGCCCGGAUUUGAUAGACUUUGAGAAUGUAAGGAAUCAGACAGCUCGAGUCAACCUUGAGCAAGCCUUUUCCACUGCGGAGGAUCAUCUUGGCAUUCCACGGCUGCUGGAUCCGGAGGAUGUAGAUGUUGAAAAGCCUGAUGAGAAAUCGGUGAUGACAUAUGUUGCUCAGUUCCUGAAAGCUUAUCCUGAGGCUGGGGAGGACCCUGCAUUGGGAAGGCGAAGUAAGGACCCGGCUACACAGGAGAUGAACGACUAUACAGAUCUGAUGACUUGGUUAGGCACCGAGGCUGAAGAAGUUUUACAAAUCGUAGAUCAGCCAGUGACUGACCGCCAGCAGGAAUACAUGGACUACUUGGCAUUUAAAGCUGAACUUGACAGAAGAGAAGCUGUAUAUAAGAAACUAGCAGAGAAAUGUCUGGCUAAAAAAGCAGUAAAAAUCACAGAACCUAUGUGGAUUGAACUGAACACAAAAUGGUGCAAUGUUGCCAGGCGGACUAGAAUGUGGCUGUGGAAAUUAGAUGCCAGUCUUCCAGGAAAGCUUGGAAAGUUUGGGGACUGGUUAAAUCAAGGAGAGGAAGUCUUAGAACAGCAGCCAGAAAAUGCCAAGGACAGACUGGAUCUGGCACAGGAGCUAGCCAAACUGCUACAGGAAUCAGUUGAAUAUUUUAAAGAUGCAGACUCUUGGAAAACAUUCUUUUAUCAAGUGAAGAAAGCUGGUAAAUAUGAAGGAGAAUUCCUAAUUCAGCCCCAGAUGGAUAAUUUAGCAAAUCGUCUUACAGCACUGAUGAAAGAAUUUCCUCGCCGUGAAAAGCGUUUAGAGUUUGAGGAGUAUCAACAGAGGGUUUUGGCCCUGCGAGAGUCUGCAGAGGCUAAACUAGUAAUGUGGACGGACAAAUUGGGACAACAGGAGGAAGUGGAACAGCUAAUGGAAGACUACCAAGAUUUCGUCAGUACUCAGCAGUUGCUCAACACCUACAGUAAACUGUCCACAGAACUGAGCAAAAAGGCAGAGGUGUGGAGAAAAUCAGCAGGAAAAGAAGGAGAGCAAGAAGUAAAGAAAUUUGUUGAGGAGGAAAAUGCUCAGUGGAAAAAUGUGUCUGAAGAGAUUAGAAAUGUGCCAUCAAAAUUAGAAAGUGCUUUAGAAAACUGGAAACAAUAUAGCAGUGGUAUUGAAUCAUUGACUGCCUUUAUAAAUGAAGGAGAGUCUGUAAUGUCACGAUCCAAUGAAGAAAAACAGCAGCAUUUCAGUGAGAUUCAAGAAUAUCAAGACAAACUCCAGCAGAUCAAAGACUCGGGAAAAUAUCUCAUGGAAGUUUGUCGUGAACCAGUGGCAGAGGAAAUUCGUGAGACUCUGGCAGUCCUAGAUACAGAAUUCAAAACUGUCACAGAGAGUUUUGAGGAAUUCAAAAAGGUAGAAAUUAUUGGAAGAGGAAGACAAGAAUAUUCAGAAGGAGUAAACAGAAUCUCUGAGUGGCUGAAGAAUGCAGAAGAGCUGAUGAUUCAGCCAGUUCCCUGUAUUCACUCAAACCUUAAAGACCAUUUACAGGACAUGACUAUGUGCAGUGAUCAGAUACCAAAGAUGGAAAAUGACUUCAAAACAACAACCAAAACAGCACAGUCUCUAGUCAAAGACAGCAGUCAAGAUCUCGUCAAUGAUAUGCUGCAGACUCUAAAUGUUCAGAAAGAAGUCAUAGUGAGGAUGAGAAAAGAAAUCCCUGAGCGUAUUAAAUACCUCAAAGCAGUGCUUCCUAAUGUUGAGUCUCUGGAAACAGGCAUCUCUGAUCUCAAUAUUUGGUUGGAUAAAGGAGAAAACAUUCUUAGUACCAACAAAAUGGAGGGCUCUCAGAAAGGAGCAGAAGCGAUGCUAGAAAAGCAUAAGGCAUUUUUUCAAGAAACUACUUACCAAAAAUCCAUCAUUGAAAGUAAAAACAAGGUUUAUCAAAAAGUGACCAGUACAAAGCCCAAACUGAAGAAUGUAGAUUUCAGUCCAGUGGAUGAUCCCAUGUCUGCAACCAAUCAAAGAUUUCAAGAGUGUAUAGCAUGUGCUAAAGACUGGGAAAAAAGGCUGGAGAACAUCUCUCGGUUGUGGAGAGUGUAUCAGCAGAAAGAGGCAGCUGUGGACAACUGGUUACAACAGGCCAGAGUGGUGCUGGAUGACCAGGCAGAUGAUCCAGAAACAUGCAUACGCAAACACAAAACAUUUUUUGGAAAACUGGACCAUAAAAUAAUGAAUGAAUAUUUGAAGGCAGGCCAAGACAUAGUAGCUGAACUGGAGAGAUCCGACCAAGUGGAAAUUCAGGAGAGCAUGUCUGAUUUAGAAGCUAGGUGGAAGAUGAUACUUGCAGAAGCCCCUGCGUGUCUGCUAAGGUUGGAGUUCCUCCUGCCAGAGGAAAAAUACGUGUCAAGUGUAGAUGAGGCUGAGAAGACAUUACAGCAAGAGAAGGAGCAACUGAGACGAAAUGAAAAUGUGAAAGCUACACUUCAAAAGCACAAACAAAUAUUCAAUGAAGGCCAAUUUCGACCUACUUGUGUCAAAUGCCUUGAGACUAUGCAGAAACUGGCAUUGGAUUUAAACCAGCUCGAUCCAAAGGACCACAGUUUACAGGAUCGGUAUGAGGACCACAAGAGUCGGUGGGACAAGCUUGUAUCCAUCAUGGACAGUAUCUGUGUGGAACUGAAGCAGCUCCCAGAACGAUGGAAAGACUACAAUCAAAAACUUGAUGACUUUUCUACCAGUGUUGCCACUCUUCAGGAUUUGAUGACGGAGCUGCAAAAGGAAGAUUUAUCUAAUGAAGAAUAUAAAGAUCUACAGGCUAAAUAUCAAAGGGCUUUAAGGAACAUGGGUAAACUAUCGGAUGAUGCCAGGUGGUUACAAGAUAACUUGAAGGAAUUGCUUCAAGAUGGUCCACCUUCUGACAGAAAGAGAGAGGAGAAACGUUUGGAAGAUCUUUUGGCCAAAUUUUCUGGAUUACAGCCAAAUCUGAAUAAAGUAUCGGACAAAUCUGCAGUGUUCUCCAAAGCCUAUGACUACAGAGAUGCUCUGGAAAAGCAUACUAACUGGUUGGAAGAGACCCAGCGGCUGGUGAGCGAUGACCACGGCAUAGAUGGUCUGGAGGAUGCUAGAGCUUACCUACAGGAACAUGAGAAUAUCAUGAGGAAGCUUGAGUCGGAGAAGCACAACAUCCAAGCAGACAUAGAUGCAGGCAGACGGCUUCAGAAAGAAAAGAAUGCACCAACAUUUGUAGCUCAACAGGUGGAAGAUUUGGACAGGAAAUGGAGGGACACUAAUGAAAAAGCUAAAGCUAAACAUGAAAAGCUAAAGCAAAAAGUGAAGGAAUGGGAAGAAUAUGAAACUGAGAAACAGAAGCUGUUGCAGUACCUAAAGGAAGCUGAAAAAGAGCUGGAGAAGCCACCAGCUACCACAGGACAAGAUCUAGCUGAAAAGGACUUCAAAUCAAAAAAGGAGUUGCAGAAGACCAUGAACAAGUUGAAGGGCAGUUUAUCAGAUAUGCAAAGGCUAAAUGAAGCCCUGUGCAGUGGUGCCAGCCGUGAGAGGAGAGGCCCUCUCAAAGGAGAGAUGACUGACAUGGAUAAACGACUCGAAAAUGUUUCAGUCAGACUUAAUGCCAAACUUAAUGACCUAGAAGCCACUAUUGCUAAAUGGACAGAAUAUUACAAGCGGCUGAAUCAUUUCUGUGAUUGGUUGAAUGAAAAAGAGGCUAAAUUAAAUAAUGUGUAUGAAAACAAAUCUGAUUCUCCAGAGCAACAGCUUGAAAAAGCAAAGGCAAUAGCUGGAGAAGUUGCAGAGAAUCAUGUGACUCUCGAGACUCUAGAAAAAGAUGCCAGGGGAAUGUCACAAAAUUUCCGCUCAAGAGAAACUUCAGCAUUAAAGACCAAGUUAUCGAGUGUCCGGAGACAAUGGGAAAGCUUGUGUUCCCGAGCAAAAGAUCACAGUUCUGCACUAACUGGAAGUGUAGCUCAUUGGCAGAUGUACCAGAAUCUUAGCCAGCAGCUGAUGCCGUGGAUUGAAAAAGCUGAAAAGUACUGUGCCACUGAAUUCCCAAAGUGUUCCUCAGUUGAGGAAGCAAAAGACAUACAUGAAUUGCACCAGGCUUUCCUUCAUGAAUGUGAAGAACAAUUCCCAGUGUUUGAAAAGUUGAACACAGAAGCAGGCUACUUGAUGGAACAACCAAACAUGCAGCGAGACAUAGAAUCCCUCCAGAAAUGCUGGAAUAACAUCAUCAGCAGUUCAGAAGACAGAAGUCACAAAGCAGACAAGAUGUAUGGAGCAUGGUCUGCGUUCGAUCAAGAAAUCAACAAUUUUGAUGAAAUUUUGGAGAAAUUUCAGAACAAACUUUCUGAGGAGCCAAAUGUUACAUCAACAGAUGUUCAAGUUCUAGAACAUGAGCUUGCACUCUGCAAGAAUUUGCAAGAGGAAAUCAAAGGUCAGCAACCCCAUUUAAAUGCUCUUCAAAGACAAUAUGAACAAGUGGCACAGCACGCAUCACCAGAAGGUGUCAAAGCACUCAAGUCAAAGGUGGAUGCUGUCAAGGCAGCAUAUGCUGACAUAACAGAAAAUGCUGCAGAAAGGCAAGCAGUGCUGACAAAUGCUGUAAAGCAUCGUCAGCAAUUCUAUGGUCAACUCCAGGACUUUGAAAAAUGGCUGAAAAAAUCACAACGCAAACUUGAUAAUGCCAAUGAAAUAUAUGCUGAUGAGGUUCCUGACAUGCAAUCAAAGUUAAAGGCUCUUAAAGAGGACAGUGAGGCUCAUGAGCCAAUGUUCAGUCAGCUGACACAGGAAUUUAAAGAUCUGAUUCAAAAUUGUCCAGAAGAAGAAGCUGCUAUUUUGAGAGAUCGUUAUGAUCAUGUGAUGGCAAACUACAGCAGAUUGGAUGACUUAAUGAAAAACAGAGAGGAGAUCUGUGAAAAUUGGUCAAAAUAUGCAGGUGAUCACAAAGAUACACAGACUAAGUUAAAGAUGUUGCAAGCCAAACUUGCUUCUCCUGAUAUUCAGCAGGAAGAAGUGGAGAAAAUAAACAAAGAAGUUGCAGAUCUUAGAAAAGCCAUGUUACCAUGGAGCAAGCAGGCUAACAAGUUGGAUGAUCAGAUGGGUGCUGCUCAUAUAGUCAUUAAGGAUAGAGCCACUUUAAGAACUCUGCACUUCAAUACUGAGCUACAGAGUCUGGAGGCCAUGUGUGACAAUGUCUGUGCUAGCGUGGCAACAAAGCAAGGACAUCUGUCAGAACUGUCGCAGUUGUGGGAGGAUUUUGCCAACAGAAAAGACAGUCUUCUUGCUGUGCUUCAGGAGCUUGCUGAGAGAACAAGUGGAGCGGCAGUGAAAACAUCCAGUCUUCAAGGCUUAAAGGAACUCGUGAGAGAGGCUGAGGAUGCUAGAGAUGAUCUGUACAGCCACAGUCAGGAAUAUGAACAGCUUCGGGAACUUGGCCGUCAGAUUAUGCAGUCAGAUGUUGCCAAAGGACCCACUGUUCAAGGCCAUUUGUCAGAAAUCAACAAGGCGUGGGAGUGUCUGACUACUUUAUUGGGAGAAAAACAUCACCAGUACAGCAGCACUUCGAGUCUCUGGCAGCAGUAUGUUGAUGCUAAGCAGAAUGUGGGGAAAGUCCUAGAAGGUGUAGCUCCAUCAGUCAAACAAGACAUAGCCUGUAAAUCUCAAGCAGAGGUUAAGAAAGCCCUUGACCAACACAAGAAUGCUGAAUUUGAAUUACAUGCCAACCAGUCACAGCUGGAUCAAAUGAAUACUCGAGGUCUACAGCUGUUGGAGGAAUUAAAAAGUGUGCCAAAUUUUGAUGUCUCGGUAUUGGAACAAGAUCUGGAUGCCAUCAAUCACAACUGGGAAUCGUCUAGUAAGCUUGUUGAACAACACAAAGAGAACCUGGAGGCCCAAUUAAUUUGCUGGGAUCAGAUACAGUCUGGGAAAGAGGAGGUGGAAUCAUGGCUUAAUACCAUGGAAACUAGACUUGAUGACAGUCUCAACAACUUUGACGAUGCUAUAAGUGUGGAAUCCUGUCUCAUGAAAUUCAAAGAUGAGUCUCCAUACUAUGGGGAUGUUUUGAAUGAGGUUCAGCAGAAAAUGCAAGAUUUACAAGAGCUUAACAACAAUAAAGCUAUUCCCGCACUGACUGAAUCGCAAGAAACUUUACGGGAACAGUUUGACCGAGCAGGAAGUUUGGCCAGUCAGUUGGAAAGCGUUAUUGCCAACUUCACCGAUGAGAGGGAAGGUCUUUUGAAAGUGAUAGAGCAGGAGACGGAAUGGCUGAACCAGAUGAAAGACAAGCUAGGAAAUUGUGAUGAUGUUUCUGGAACAGAUGCAGAUGUUGUCAAAAGACUUACUCGUUGUAAAGAAAUACAGAAAGAACUGGUGGCCAGAGAUAAAAAUUUCAAAGCCCUGACAGACAAAACAAAAGCCCUGCAAGAGAAAUACCCAUCUGCUGAAACCCAAAGUCUGGCAAAGGAUGCUGUGGUUUUAAUGAAGAAAUACGAAGCUGUGCAAAAUCGAGGAGACAAGAUUGCUGACCUUCUUGAGGCUUCAUUAGAGCAACACUGCCAGGAUUCACAGGUCCAGGAGCAACGCUGGAUCAGUGCUGCAAAAGAAAAAGUGGCUUGGUGUGGGGAUACUGCCGGUGAUCGGUACAGCAUGGAAGCCAAGCUGGCCACAAUUAAAGAUUUAAUGCAAAGUGUUAACGAGGGAAAAAAGAAGAAAGACUUGGCAGCAGCUAAAGUAAAUCUGGCCAGACCAGUUCUCCCAAAGGACAAGCAAGCAGAACUUGAGAAACAACAGAAGGCUGCAGAAAGAGACUGGUCAGAGCUGAUGGAUCUGAUAGAGAAGACACAAGUGAAAUUGGAAGGUUCAGUUGAUCAACUGUCAGCAUAUGAUAGCAAGUAUGAGAAACUCACCAAAUGGCUGAAAGACAUGGAGGCUAAGGUUAGGAAUGAAGCGACACUUAAACCGGAUCUGACAAGUAAAAUGGAUCAGUCGGAACUCUUCACAGAAAUACUCAUGGAUGUAGAAAAUCAAAAACCAGAAUUUGACCAUAUAAGAGAAGAGGCCCUGAGCAUUUCAAAAACGAGUGGUGAUGGUAGAGCAGCUACAUAUGCUACACAGCUGUGCAAUCGCUACCAAACCCUAGCAGCCACUGUAAAGGAGCAAGUGGAGCGUUGUGAUCAGAACGUGGAUGACCAUGAGGUUUAUCAGCACAAGACAAAGGCAUGUGAGGAGUGGCUUAAAUUUGCUCACCAACAGCUAGAGGAGUCUAAAGACCGACCUGCUGACCAGGAGACUCUGCAGUUCAAACUGGAAGCUGUGACGGACUUGAUGGAGAGGAAAGAGGAAGGACUUGGGAUUUUCAAUGCGGCUCUUGAGUCAGGAGAGAAACUUUUCCCUAACACAUCUAAUGAUGGCCGAGAGACAAUACGUCGCGAGCUUCGAUCUCUGAGGGAGAAUUGGGAACUGUUUACUGACAGUCUUAAUGACACACAGAGGAGUCUGGAGAGCAGUAGGAUGCAGUGGUCAACAUUUGAUGAGAACUAUGAUCAGCUGCUAAAAUGGGUCACUGAUAUGAGUUGUCAGAUAGAGCAUGAUAGUGAACUACGCAAUACACUUCAGGAAAAGAAAGCCAUGCUGCAACACUAUAGGACUAGAUGCCAAGACAUUAUGUCUCAUCAAACAAUGAUUGACAGUGUCAGUGACAAAGGAACAGCUUUAUCUUCUGCUCAAGUGAAGGGUAAACUGAAGGAACUCGCCAACAGCUACCGAUCUCUGUGUCAGGCUGCCCAGGCUCAGGUCAAAACUGCAGAGCAGCAAGUACACCAGCAACAGAGCUAUGCAGACAACUAUCAGCAGUGUCGGGACUGGAUAGCUAAUGCAAAGGACAGACUCGCUGUUUGUAAUGAAGUCAGUGGAGACAAACAAGCACUGCAAAACCGACUGGAUCGAGUGCAGGAUUUGAGCUCAUCAUUAAAAGAGGGUGAAAAGAAAAUGCAAGUCACUUACAGCCAAGCAGAGAAAACUAUGCAAGAGACUGGAUCAAUUGGACAGGAUCAAAUAAGAUUGGAUUUGGAAAACCUCACCCAGGACUUUGAGGGUCUUGUUUCAAAGAUAGGGGAUUCUCAGACAUCUUUGACACAUGCAAUAGAAGCAUUGCAAGCGUAUGAUAAGUCCUGUGAUGGACUCAGCAAAUGGUUGAGAAAUGUAGAAAUUCAGAUCAAAGAGCAAGAGCUGAAGUCCACAUGCCAAGAAAAGCAAGUUCAAGUAACCAAAUUUAAGCAUCUACAAGAGGAAGUACAUGGCAAGCAGGACGAGUUUGACGACCUUCAUAGAAUGGCGUCACAGAUACACGGGGCAGAUACACGAUUGGUCAGUUUAUCUACGCAGCUGAACACCCGAUACCAGACAGCAAAAACUUCUCUAAGGGAUUUGAUUCACAAGCUGCAAGAUAAUGUUCACGAACAUGAGACCUACAAUGAAAACUUCUCUGAGUGUGCAGAGUGGGUUAACACGUUAGCCAGACGUUUGCAAGUGUGUGCAGAUGUGGCUGGAGACAAACAUGAUGUGGAGGAUAGAUUGGCCAAACUGCAGGAACUCUUGAUUGAAAAAGAACAAGGCUCCUCAAAAAUUCACUACACUGUGGAAAGUGGUGAAAAAUUGUAUCCCACCACGGCUUCAGAAGGACGUGACAUCAUAAGACAGGAACUGCGGACUUUACGGGAGCAAUGGGAACAGGUGUGUGACCUCCUGUCAGACACCCAGCGUAAACUGGACUCCUGUCUGCUGCAGUGGUCCUCUUAUGAUGAAAACUUCGAACAGUUCCAGAAAUGGCUACUGGACACUGAAAUACAACUCAAGGAGGAUACAGACUUAAAAUCAACACUGCCAGAUAAAAAGGCUCAACUGCAAAAUCACAGGAUUUUACACCAAGACAUUAUGUCCAGAAAGCAUGUAAUGGAUAAUCUAUCGGACAAGGCUAAAAACUUGAGUCGCUCGACUCCAACUGCCAGGGUAAAUAAAUUUGUUGAUAACCUUCAAAGUACGUACAGCAAGUUGUGCAGUACAUCACAGCAGAUGCUCGGCAAAUUCGAGGAGGCUGUAAAAGACCACCAGCAGUACCAGGAUGUGUACCAGGACUGUCAGGAUUGGUUGAACUCAGCAAGAGAGAAAGUGGAGGCAUGCUCAGACACAUCAGGAGACAAACUAUCAUUGCAGAACAAGCUGGAGAGACUCAAGGAAUGUCAAGAGAAAAUACCUGAUGGAGAGAAAAAGUUGAAGAAAACUAGGGAACUGGCAAACAAAACAGCCACCUACUCCUCACAAAGUGGUUGUGAAGUAUUAAAGAGAGAAUGUGACCAUUUGGAGUCGGACUGGGAGGACUAUUUAGCACGUAUUUCACAGGCUGAGGAGGAUGUUACAACUGCGCUUGUAACAUGGGGUGACUUUGAGACAAAGUUUGCAGCAUGCUCUACUUGGCUAAAAGAUAUGGAGGAGCAAGUGAAAAACUAUGAACUCAAAAACACAUUACAGGAAAAACAGAACCAAAUAGAAAAAUUCAAGAAACAAAGGGAGGAAAUUUUAUCACAUCAGCCAGAGAUUGACAGAUUUACAGAUGAUGCUCAAAACUUGAUGCAUACGAGCUCAGAUGCUCGUUUAAGCACACAAGUUUCUCAUCUAACUAAUCGCUACAGAGGACUACUUUCUUUGAUUAAGGACCUUAUCGGAAAAUGGGAAAAAUACUCCCAAGACCACCAUACCUUUGAUAAAAGAUUGGAGGAAUUCAAUCACUGGCUUUCCAAUGCAGAGGUGAAGUUAGAAUGUUGUCAGGAACAAGCUACAAAUCAAGAAACACUGGAGGAACAACGAACCUUGAUUCAACAAAUGAUGUCUGAAAAGGAACAUGGUCUGCAGAAAUUAAACACUGCGGUGGAAGCUGGAGAGAAGUUGUACACAGACACCGCUGCAGGUGGACGCGAAAAAGUACGACAAAGUCUGAGGCAGGCCAAGGAGGACUGGGACCGCCUGAACAGUAACCUCCACGAUGCUCAGCGUAAAGUGGACUCAUUUUUAAUGCAGUGGUCUUCAUACUCAGAUGGCCAGGAUCAACUGAUGAAGUGGAUGAGUGAUGCAGAAAAUCUACUUCAUUCAGAUGUUGACCUUAAAAAUACCCUGCAGGAGAAGCGCAUGCAGUUGCAGAAUUUCAGGUCUUUGUUACAAGACAUUUCAUCUCAUCAAAGACUGGUAGACUCCGUGGUAGAGAAAGCUCAGGGUGUCUUACAGACCACAAACAACCCAGAUGUUGCUGUUUUCAUCAAAGAUGUUAAUUCCAGAUAUGAGCAUAUUGCUAAAACAGCCAAGGAGCAAAUCAGACAAUGUGAUCAGAAUGUACAGGACCACCAACAAUAUCAUGAUGCCUACCAGGCAUUGAUAGACUGGCUGACCUUGAUGAAGGACAGACUAAGCAUGUGUGCUGACACCUCGGGUGACUGUCACACACUUCACAACAAACUAGACAGAGUCCAGGAACUUCUUGCUUUGCUACCAGAGGGAUUGGCAAAAAUGAAAACCUGUGAAAAUUCUGGCACAAGAUCAAAGGACACUACUGCUCUCCAAGGCCGUCAAAACAUGCAGCAGGAAAUGGACAUGUUAAAGUCAGACUGGGAAAUGUAUGCUAGUAGUGUCCGAUCUCUGAAAGAGAACCUGGAGAGGGCCAUUCGACAGUGGGGAAAGUAUGACGAUCAUCAUGAAAAAAUUUCUGCUUGGAUCAGAGACAUGGAUAAAAAGGUCAAGGACUUUCCAUUGAAGUCAACUCUUGAAGAAAAACAACAGCAGUACAGUCGAUAUCAGGAGCUUGCAGUGGAAAUUCAUGGAUUCCAGCACAACAUGGAUGCUUUUGAGCAUAUGAAGGAUAUCAUGUCUGACCUUAAGAGUCACCAACGAGAUGUGGAUAAAUGUAGUGACGAAGCUCAGACGUUACAGCAGAUGACGGGAGAAUCUCGAAUAGCCACGUCUAUAUCUCAGCUUCAGUCUCGAUAUCAGACAAUUCAACAAUCUGUAAAGGACAUACUUAAAAAGUGUGACCAGAAUGUGGCUGAUCACCGUCAUUACGUAGAGAGACAGUCAGACUGUGCGCAAUGGUUGAUCAGAGCCAAAGAAAUGUUUGAUGCUAAUGCAGACACGACUGGAACCAGAGCUGAGCUGGAAGAUAAACUGGACAAAAUACAGGAACAUGUUCAUGACUAUGAGCAAUUUGUGGCAGAUCAUCAGCAAUACAAUGAUGCGUACAACAAUUGCAUAGAAUGGCUCAAUAACAUUCGGGAGAAGCUGUCUGUAUGUGCUGAUGUAUCCGGAGACAGACACACUAUUCAAAGCCGACUGGAUAAAAUACAGACAUAUUAUAUUGGAUUGUUAAAAAGUGAUAUUGUUGCAACAAAAAUGGAAGGAGAACCCAAAGUAAGAAAUGUUCUAGAACUGGCCAGUAAAGUUAUCCCAAACACUGCACCACAAGGCAAGGAGAUAGUCAUGAGGGAGACUGAUGCUCUUCAUCAGGAUUGGGAAGCUUUUGUCAAUGCCCUCCAAAAGACAAAAGCUGAUCUUGAGAACUGUAUGGAUCAAUGGAAGGAGUUCGAAACCUGGCAGGACAAAGUGUCAGCUUGGCUGAAAGACUUGGAUGCCCGUAUAAGGGAAACUGAAUUGAAAGCUACACUGAGGGAGAAACAGGCCCAACUGGACAGACUCAAACAUCUGCACAGGGAUCUGAUUGAUCACCAGGGUGAUAUAGAUAGCUUAAGUGACACUGCCCAAGAUCUUGUCCGUGUUAGCACUGAUACCCGUGUCAUCAGUCAAGCCUCACAGCUGGGGACCAAGUAUCAAGCCAUCUACACCAAUGUCAAGGAGUUGUGCAGAAGAUGGGAUCAGUAUGUGCUGGAUCAUCAAGCUUACAACUCGUCGUUUGAUCAGUGCAAGAGUUGGUUAAGUGAGAUGAGAAAGAAAAUGCACCAGUUGUCUGAUACAAGUGGAGACAGGAGAGUGAUACAAGACAGACUAUCGCUAGUCCAGGAACUUGUGUCUGACAAAGAGGAAGGGUUACAUAUGCUUCAGAUAUCUUUGGACAACCUACAAAUUGUGUUACCCAAUACAUCGGUAGCAGGAAGGGACACCAUGAGACGUGAGAUGCAGAUCUUGCAGUCUGAGUAUGAUAGUCUGUCUGCUGACAUCAACGACCUAAAGAGUAAACUAGACUCAACUCUCACCCAGUGGACCGUCUAUGAUGACAGCAUAGAACAGCUCAGUCGGUGGCUGAGAGACCUAGAGGAUCAGUUGAAGGCAGAGAGCCAUCUUCAGAACACUUUACAGGAGAAAAAGUUGCAGUUGGAGAGGGUGAAGGUGCAGCAGUUGAAUAUUGCUAGUCAGCAGAGCACCAUAGAUAACCUAAAUGACAAAGCAGAAAAUUUGAAAGCUACCAGCAAGGACCUGAAUUUGGGGAAUCAAAUCAAACAGCUGGUCCUCAGAUUUGAAAAACUACUAGAAAAUGUCAAGAAACUAAUGAACAGAUGUGAGGAAAAUGUCAAAGAUCAUCAGGUUUACCGCGACACAUUCAUGGAUGCUAGUGACUGGCUGAGCUCUAUGGUGGACCGCCUCAAUGCUUGCAGUGAUGUCAGAGGAGACCGUUCUGUGGUGGAAGCCCAACUUCACAAACUUCAGGACAUAUUUGCAAACAUGGAUGCUGGGAAGGAGAGACUUGAACUUACUGUGGCAAAGAGUGACUUGGUAUUACCUGAGACCUCACAACAAGGUCAAGAUUUGAUUCGAGAGGAACUCAGUAUGCUUACAACAGAAUAUGAUGGAUUUACACAAGACUGUGAUGAGUUACAGGAUACUCUAGAGAAAUUACUUGGAGAAUGGCUUCGAUACGAAGAUGAGUAUGAUGAACUCAUUCAGUGGAUAAAGAGCACUGAAACCAGUAUGAAGGCGGAGUCAGAGUUGAAGGCAUCCCUGGAAGAGAAAAAUAUUCAAUUUGAGAAACAAAUUGCUAUACAGAAGGAGAUCAUGGGUAAACAGGAAGCAUUCGAUUCUCUUGCGGAGCAGACCCAGACUCUGCUCCAGUCCACAACAGAUAACAGAGUCACCUCACAGCUCACACAACUCAGCUCUCGAUACGCCAGCUUAAUAGCCUCUUCAAAGGACUUGAUGAAGCGUUAUGAACAGCAUGCACUGGAUCACCAACAGUAUGCAGAAGCAUACAGUGAUGCUGCAAGAUGGCUUCAAACUAACAAAGAGCAUCUGUCUGUCUGUGCAGACACCACUGGAGACAGACACAAAAUACAGACACAAUUGGAGAAACUACAGGAGUUUGUUGUUAUAAAAGAAGAAGGACAGCUCCAAAUUCAUACUGCCAAUACUUGGGGAGAAAAGACUAUGAGCAAUACCUCAAUGGAAGGUCGAGAAAUGAUCAGGAAAGAGUUGCAACAAUUACAACAAGAAUGGGAUACCAUGAUUUCAGAAGUAAUGGACACCAAAGUCAUGUUAGAAUCCUGUCUGCUACAGUGGUCCGACUACAGUCACAGUUACGAGAAAAUUCAGAAGUGGCUGAGAGACAUGGAGAAGAGGCUACGAGAAACUGAACCUAAGGCUGAUCUUGGAGAAAAGAAGUCUGAGCUUCAGAGACUUAAGGGAGUUUAUCAGGAUGUUGUAUCAUAUGAACCAAUGAUAGAAUCAGUGAGGGCAAAGGCAGAGGAUUUGGCCACGAAAAGCCCGAUUAGCAAGGCCACAUCAGACACAUCACAGAUUCUGACAAAAUACCAGACCAUCAAAGACCAGGCCAUGGAUAUGCUCUCAAAAUUGGAGCGCUGUGUUGCUCAACAUCAGGCUUACCAUGACUCUUGUAACAGUUUUGUUCAUUGGUUGAGAGCAGCACGUGAAAAACUGGCAACCUGCUCAGACACAUUUGGAGAAAAGUCAACUAUCAUGACGAAGAUUGAAAGAGCUAAGACCCUUGCAGCAGACAUGGGAGAAGGUACCCAGAGACUGAACGAUGCUACAAAGGCAGGGGAGAAUACUCUGUCUACCACUUCUCCAUCUGGGCAGACAAAAAUACGCAUGGAGUUAGGAGUGAUGAAGAGGGAUUACGAGGAGUAUCGCUCAAUGCUUACAGAGGCUCAAGAUGAUCUGGAAAGAUGUCUUAGUCGCUGGAAUGAGUUUGAAGACAGUUACAAUCAAUUCAACAGCUGGCUGAAAAAGACAGAAACUUUCCUUAGGUCUGACCUGGAUCUGAAGAAUAACUUGGAGGAGAAGAAAAAGCACUGGGAACAAUACCAAAAUUAUAUGGAGGAGGUCCUUUCACAUCAAAGCUCAUUGGAUCGAGUUAAUGAAAGAGCCCAAGCUCUCCUUCAAACCAAUGCUGAUGCUAAAACAUCUCAUGCAAUUACUCAACUGACAACCAGAUACCACAGUGUUAUCAACAUGUCGAAGGACAUUGUGAAAAAUCUGGAGAUAUUUUAUGAAAAUCACCUGAACUACAACCAGAACUACAUGGACUUCCAAACAUGGCUAGCAGAGACACAGCAGACAUUAAGAAAUGUUCAUGACUUAUCAGGAACAAAAGAUGAUGUUGGAGGAAAACUCAGCAAAAUCAUGGAUUUACAGGCAGCAUUAGACCAAGGGCAUGGGUAUCUUCGAAGUCUGCUAGAGAGUUCAGAGAGAACUUUACCUAACACCAGCCAGAGGGGAUUUCAAAUGAUUCGUCAAGAAACAGAAACGGCAAAGUCUGAGUACGAAAAUCUACUCACUGAUGUGUCACAGGGCAAACGCAAUCUAGAAUCAGCCCUGUCUCAGUGGGGAGACUUUGAUCGCUUUUAUGAACAAUUUUUGCUGUGGAUGACAGAAGUGGAAGCCAAACUUAAAGUUGAUCCUGAGCUGAGAGUGGACCUUCCAGAAAAAAGAUCCAGCCUAGAAAAGUAUAAAGCCAUACAAGGUGAUAUUGCUUCCCAUCAAGACAGUUUGGACAAGUUAGAAGAAAAGGCAGAUCAGUUAAAAGACACAAGACCUCGCAGUCUGGUAGCAGAUCUGAAAUCUCGAUUCGCAAGACUUGGUGGUUUAGCCAGAGAAAUGGUUGGACGCUUUGAUGAGCAAGUUCAAGGACACGAAGAAUACAGACGAGCUUACAUUGCUUGCCUGGACUGGCUAGCUAAUAAUCGACAUAGACUGCAAAGACUUAGUGAUUACUCAGGAGACAAGAAGAUCUUACAAGAUAGACUUCAACAACUCAAGGACUUUAAAGGAGAAAUGAGACAAGGCCAGGAUAUGGUGAACAAUGCUACCCAGCAAGGGGAGCGUGUCAUGUCUACUACAGCGCCUCGUGGGCAGGAAGCCAUCUUGAAGGAAAUACAAAACCUGAAAGAAGACUGGAACACAUUUGCCUCCUCUGUUAAUGAGAUGGAAGCUAACCUGGAUUCUUGCAUUGGAAACUGGGAAGAUUUGGAUGAAGAGUACCAUAGAUUUGUACAGUGGAUAGACAAAAUGGAUGCACGCUUAAAAGGAUUGAUGGAAAACAAGCCUGAUGAACAGCGGAAACAGCAGCAACUACUUGAGGGUGAAAAUAUCUUUGAUGAAAUUUUGAAGAAGAAGAUGAAACUUGAGAAUGUGAAAGAACGUAGCGAUGCAGUGUGUCAGCGGAGCACCGAUCCUAGAGUCACUAACAAUAUGAUGCAACUUUCAGCCAAGUACCAAGGAUUAGUAUCUCAAGCAAAGAACCUGAUUCAUAAGUUGUCUGAGAAUGCGAGGGAUCAUAAGAUGUAUAAUGAUGCAUUUGAUGCUGCGGCCCAUUGGUUAGCUGACAUGGAUGAAAGAGUUACUGAAUGCAACGACACAUGUGGAGAUUGGCAUAUUAUACAGGAACGUAUUGAAAACAUCAAAGAUAUUACUGCCAGCAUGGAUGAGGGUUUACAGAAGGUCAACCUUGUGUGUGACUUGGCAGAAAAAAUCUUGCCAAAUACAUCUUCUGAGGGUAAACGUUUGAUCGAGCAGCAAGUGACAGAACUGACCAAUGAAUGGGAGAAACUAAAUAUGGCUAUCUCUGAAUGUAGUUCUAUGUUGGAGGGAGUUCAGGACCGGUGGAACGAUUAUGAGGAAUACUAUGGUAGUCUUGUGAAAUGGCUUGCAGACAUGGAAAAUACAUUGUAUGUUGAACCGGACCCUAAAGCUCAGCUGGUGGAAAAGAAAACCCAGUUAGACAAGUACAGACUAAUUCUCAGUGACGUGGAGAAUCAUCACCGUCUUGUUAAUGAACUUGCCGAGAGAGUGGCUAACCUCGAGGCUCUGAGUGAAAAUCCUGAAGUGUCCAACUCCCUGGCAGAUGUCCAACAACGAUAUGACAAGGUUCUUUAUAGAGCCAGGGAGGUUGUGGCUGACCUUGAAAGAUCAUACCAUGAACAUUUGGACUUCCAUGAAUCUCAACAGGAGAGUGAGAAGUGGCUUCUUCAAACUUCCUUCAAACUAAUGUCUCACAAUUCAAUGAAUGUUAGCUCCAUGGAACUGACUCAAAGACAGAUAGACAAACACAGGGCUCUUAUAAAAGAAAUAGAAGAUUAUCGUAGAACCCUGGAUAAUGUGAAUAAAAGAGGGCAUCAUUUGGUGGAUGAAAACAUUAGAGUCCCUAAACUUGCUCAGCAAAUUCAAUCCCAGCUGCAAAAUUUGGAGGAGAGCUACCUCAAUUUACAGUCAACAGCAGAACAGAUUCGGGUGAGACUUGAUGAUGUUCUACAAAAAUGGUGUCAAUACAAAGGACUGCUAGAGAGAGAUAAACAGUUUUUGAAUGAAGAGUUUCCACAGUGGGUUAAAGACACAGACAAAAGUAUUCCAGACAACCUACACGAUGCUCAGGAGAAACUAGAAACUGUCAGGGGAGUAUGGGAAAGACUGACAUCUAUGAAGCAGGAACAUAUCAUGGCAGCCCAUCAGUGUGAGGGUCUGAGUGGAAGUGUGGACAGUCAGGAUGUGGCAGACCAACCAGCGGAGAACGCGGUGGCUCAGCUAGCUGAAGCUGUUGGAGAGCUGGUCCAGGAUGCUAUUGGAGAGACUGAAAGACGAAUGAAUGAUAUAAGAGACACAAUUCAUCAAUGGGAGAGCAUUGACCGCACCAGGAAUGAUUUGAGAAACUGGCUUCAUAGUAAGCAGGAAGAACUACAUGACUUAGAAAACAGGUCUACCAAACUUCAUACUGAGGCAGCAGAGAUUGAAAUUGCAAACCUUCAGGCUCUUCGGGAGGAAGUUACAGCAAAAGGACCAGAGAUAGAAAAAUUUGUCAACAAUUAUCGUGACUUAACACAACACAAACCAUCCCUGGUGGAUCCUGUUGUGCGUGCAGUGAGAGAUGACUGGGAUGAGCUGUUGGGCCAGAUUGAGAACUUGCUUGAAGAGAGAGAGCAGGCCCUGCAGACUAGCAGAGAAUUACAGGAUGCCCAGAAUACUAUGGACAAUGAUCUUGAAGAUUUUGUCAAAGAACUGGAGAAAAUUGAAGCUGCUGAAACAAGCAUGACAGAAAAAGUCAACCAACUAAAGAGACGAAAGUGUCGAUCAACACAGACACCAAGAGGUUCCACAAGACGAGGUACAUUCUUUGGGUCAGAUGAUGAUGGUGAUGAUGAUGAUGAUGAUGACAAUGACGAUGUCUUUCGAUGGCCACUAACACCUAAACAGAGUUUAUCACGAUCCCAAAGUAAAUCUUCUCUAAAACGGCAAUUGCCCACUCCCAGAUCUCGCAGAGGAAAGAGGCCUCAUGAACAGUCACAUGACAGUUUAAAAAAGGGAUCAGCUGCAGCUUUAGACUCUGAGAGCGAAGAAUCUGGAUAUGGUGAAACGUAUUAUACAAUGCAUGCUUCUAGCUUUGACAAUGAUGCAUUUGAUUCAGUGAUCGAAACCACAAUGCCAGGGACACCUAUAGGACUUGAACAGAACAAUUACUCAGAUAAUGAUUCCACUACUAGUUACAUUACCGGUGAAUUUCCACCAGCUAAUCCAGAAGAUUUAAGAGAUGCAACAUCACAAACCCUCGGUCAUGCCCGUACUCAGACUACACCUGGUAUGUGGGGUGGGAGUCUGAGAGACAUUAGUACUCAAAUGCCGAGAGCCAUGGAAACCCAAACGGAGGGAUUCCCUAGAUACAUGACUCGAUCCACACAGUCAUUGCAAUCAAUUGGAGCACAGACUCGAAGAUCACAUGGCUCAAGAACAGAUUUACUCAAGAGUAUUUUAAUGGAAGUAAAAACAAUAAAGGACCAACGAGGUCUGAACAGUCCCAGUGUUAACUCUCAGUCUCAAUAUGGCUCUGAUACCUCUCUGAAAAAGAGUAUGCUUAUGGAUAUUCUCACAGAUGUCCGCACUGUGAAGGAACAUGGAGCUCAUGGUGAGACUGCCACACAGACUCAAGGUGAACAAAGCACUCAGACAGGAAUGAGACUUUUUCCUGAAAAUGAUCCAGUGAGAAAUGCCAGGCAUGGAAGACUGAGAGAUUUGAUGGAUGAUGUCAAAGAUCUAAAAACUGGAAACACAGAUAGUAAUACUGCCUCUCCUAUUGGAGAUUAUCAAUCUCAACCAACCUCAGCUAUGGGAGAGCCAAUGGAACGAAGGCCACUAUCACAAACAACUGCUCCUAAUCGAAAUUCCCCCAUUCGAUUUGGUGCAUCACGACCCCAUUCAGAUCAAAAUGGUGACAUUCAAAAUGGAUUCAUGACAGACAACAUGCACAUGCCAACAAUGAACAUACCUGUACCACCUGCAUACGGAAAUUUAUCAUACCCAGGUCAACACAUAACAAUGAAUGAUAUUAAUAACAUCAAUGAUCGCAUCCAGCGAUUAAAUAAUUUCCAGCUACCACCUCGUCGGACAUUGCCUCAACCACCACCUCCUCCUCCUCCACCACAAUUUAUUGUGCCAGUAUAUGCUUCUCCUUCACAAAGAAGAGUCACCUUCAGGGAAAUCCCCCGUUCCUAUGAAGAUGAAAAUGAUGGUUUUCUAUCUGACGAGAGUGAAUAUGAUGUUGGUAUUGCACCUAGACGUGGCAGGCGGCGGCAUGCUCAACCUCUUGAUAGGUACGGAAUUGAGGAUGCCAUAACUGAGGCAUGUAGCGCAGCGAAGCAGUUGAGAAAGAUGUCCCAAAAAAUGAAAGAUUCAGUCAGAGAGGACCUCUUUAGAAGAUGAAAACUUAAACUUUGUGAUUGUGAUUCUUGAGUGUGUGUGGGUGUAUGUAUAUAUACAUGUAUACUUUGUAUAUUAUAUAUAAUUUUGCUGCAGACUGACAGUUGUGAAAUUAUUUAUUUGUGCAGCAAAACAUUUUAGGACGAAGUCUCAAAAAAAUGAAACAUUCUCUUAAAGAUGAAGCUUUGUGAUAAAUUUUUACUGCCAGUGCAUUUAUUUAUGAUUGUUGCCACAGAAUGUUGCAAAUGUUUUGUUUUUGUAUCAUUGUAUCUCUAUUUUUGUUUUUUUUGAAAAUUGAUUUUGAUUUUCAGAACUCAAAUCAAAGUUUGAGCUGCUAUAAACUUUUCUUCACCAGGUUUUGCACAUUACAUGCUAGCCUAGUUGCACUAAUUGUUUUGUCCCUGUGACAAACAUCCGUGACAAUGAGGGUGCUGGUGAUGAAUAGUGAAUUCUUUAGAUAUUUCUCACUUAUUAUUGAAAGUUUUUAUACAUUUUGAUUUCUAGUUGAUGAAGUGUGACCACAUGCAUUUUAUUCAAGUAGUUCUGUGAUAUGCAUUAUCAUAAUUGUGAUAUUCUUUCUGCGAUUUUAUUUUUUUUUUUGUGUCAAUGCCAUUAUUGAUCUGUGAUGUGUUUAAAGAUCUGUAUUAUUUAUGAUAUCGUACGCAAAAAUUAGAAUAUCUGUGAUAACUUUACAUAAUUAUAUAUGCUAUUAAUAUUAGUAUGUUUAUGUACUUUUUUCAAAUACAAAAGAGUGAAAAUGUAGGAUAUUUGUUAUUGUCAAUAUGGAAAAUUUAAUCAGUUCCAGCGUGGUAAAUAGUUUGCGUUCUUAAGACGAUGGCAUCCAUUGUUUACAAUAUACACUCAUGUGUAACUAUGGUAACAAACCAAACAGGAUAGAGGUAACCAUGAUCUUGUUUUGGGUCUCCACAUGUAUAACAGGAAUACCAGUGCUAACAAAUUGACAGCAAUGUAUUGACAUUGAAAGCAAGUGCUACACCAUGAAACACUCUCUUUGAUCUGUGGGUUUUUUUUUUAUUUAUUUAAAUCUAACUUCCAACCUCCACCCAACCCUCUAAAUGGAUCGUAUGACCUUUCCUUAAAUACUUGCUCACCUUUAAUAAAAAAAUUUUAACUUGCAUGUUAAAAUGCAUGUUUUAAAAAAAGAUUCUAUGUGAAAUCAAUUUCAUUCUUUAGGUGCAACAGUUUUUUCCUGCAAACAUUGACAGGGCAUAAUCUAGUAUUUCAAAAUUGUUCACAAUCCUCUCGUUGCUGUGGGAAAUGCUUAAUAUAUAUAUACAUAUAAGCUAGGCUGAACAACUAUGUAUAAAAUGAUGUUUUGAAUAUCACAAGAUCUAAAUACUUAAGCUCCAAGAAUUUGAAAAUGGAUUUAGAAUUCUGUACAUGUCAUGUUUUAUCACAUAUACACUUUACUUAAUCAUGCAUGAUGAUACUAAUUCUGCAUUGUGCGAUACAGAUGAUGUCACAAUUUAGCCAAUAUCAACGACCAGUCCAAAAACCCAUACUGUGGAAUCAUUUUAAUUCGUGGGGGUAAAUGUUCGUGGGUAAGCAAAAUUUUGCUGGUUCGUGGGGAUGUAAUUUCGUGGGUAAGUGAUACAAUGUCACUAGGAGAGAUAUAACUCUACUUGGUUUAAAAAAUGUUCAAGGACACGCAAAUUAUUGUGUAAGAGUGACCCACGAAAUCCACAAACAUCAAUCCCCCACGAACAAUGAUGAUUCCCCAGCAUCACAUAUCAGACGGCCUGCAAAAAUGCAUUUCAAUCUGGAAAUUACGUGUUUGCUUAUCAAGGGCAUUGCUUACAACAAUGAUAAUAUGCUGUUGACAGGCUCUGUACAGACAGUACAAGAAAAUAGUGCAGCUGUAAGUCCACAUUAUGCACACACAUGCAUACACAUACACAAACUGUAAAUUAGUAAAUUACUGAUUAAACCUUUUUCAUUCAUUAGUGUAUGUGAAAAUACAUAUAUGAUUUAAUCAUGUAUGUAUAAGCACACAAAAUUUUUAAAUUGAAUAUUUGUUUGAUGUAAUCUACAUAUAAACACAUGGAAACGUGUAACAAAACAUUUUGACAACAUGUAAAUUUUAGGACAGGCAACAGAAAUACCGGUGUUUUAAAAAGUAUCAUGCUGUGUCCUUCUAUCUCAUUGAUAAAUCACAUCAAAAUGAUUUAGAGUAAAUGUGUCAUAUUAUGCAUAAGUGCUCCUCUCAAUCCUCAAUGUGGCCUUCAACCUACAAGUUUCAAUUCUUAAGCUACAAAACAUUUUUUAUAGUUAAUUUCGGAGAAGUAACAUGAUUUUAUUACCUGGUAUUGGUUUUUUAUUUAAAAUGUCAUUUACUUAGUUUCCGAUAUCAAGUGAUGACUUGACAACGAUGCUGAGUGGAUGAAAUAUUUGUGCGACAAUAAAAAAGUUGGUCCGGGUGUUCAUCUGCACUAAGUACUCGGGACUACUUUUCUCUGGAAUGCAUCUUCCCCAUUUUCAUUUUAGUGCUAUGAGUUACCGCUUGUCCUCUUCCUUCAUAUCUAAUUAAUCUUUUAACUAUUGCACCUUUAAGUUCAGGCGUCCAAUUAAUUUAAUUCUGCUCAGUAACUCUACCUGACCUCGACACACAGCCAGUUUGAAUUUUGUGUUGUUGUUUUCAUUGUUACGUACAUAUAUUCCUACGUGCCAUUUCAAAAACGUUAAUUAAAACUUUUUGAUGAAGAUAUUUGUUUCACUAUUUAAAAACACAAUUAAAUGAUAGGAAAUUAAUCUUUUAAUUCUUUUCUUGAUGGCGUUGUCAUAGAACUGUGGACCUUAAGAUUCAGACAUGAAUGGGACAGAAAACUUAUUUCAUCAAUGCGCUACAUGCUUUGUUGAAGUUUUCUGUCCAACUUUCCCUAUGAUACCGCCAUCAGAAAAAGAAUUACAAGAUUCAUUUCUUAAAUGGUUUAAAAUUUUCUACCUAUAACAUAUUGUUUUGAAAACUAAAUCAUCUGUACCAGUAAUAACAAUCUGAAUCUUGUUCACAGUCGUUCUGUAUAAGUUCAUAGAAAAGGAUAUUGUAGAUCGACUGCAUUUCCUUCUUUUAUCAAAAUUUCUAAAUCUGAAGGUCAUUUAUGUCAUCACAUCUUACUUUCACCAGUGGUAUACCAAAUAAGAGAAACUGCAUACUCACUCUAUCAAGAUAAACAUCCCUCUUAAAAUGAACCAUGUACAUUAGGUCUAUCAGGACCAAAUCAGGACCUUGCAAUAUGUAGUUCUUCAGGAAUUUGCCAGAAAUUUGUUUUUCUUAAUUGUGUUUUGAACUGAUUAAGGUCUUUGCAAUGUGAUUGAUCAAGGUCAUUUAUCAAAGUAAAGGUCAAAUUUUCUACAAAUGAAUAUGGCCAUGCUUUAGAGCAUUGUAAUUUACAAAUACAUAGAGGAAACAAGAACACACAUGUAACUCCUUGCAGAUUACAAUCUAGAAUCAGUCAUGGUAGGGUGCUUGCUUCACAACCAUGAGGUUUGAUUAUUGGUCCCUGUAGUGGUGUCAAACCUAAGACAUUUGACAUAAAUAGUAACUAUUUCUUUGCUAAGCAUCUUGCAUUAGAAGCUGAAGAGUUGUGGGUCUUUCAGAUAUGACCUUGAAAAUGGAGGUACCAUCCGACAGUGGGUGUUGGCUCAAUAAAUGGCCUUCACUGCUAUGGCCUUGAGUGCAUAGUUUGUAACACUUCAUCAGCAGCUGGUGACAUCACUGUAUGAGUGGAAAAUUCUUUAAUGGGAUGUAAUAUGAUGCACAGAUGAAAGAAUCUGAUUAUGAUUUUACAGUGCAGUUAAAGUGCUUAUAUAUUGGUUUAAUUUUGAUUUCUUUAAACAUUUUCAUGAAAAUUGCAAAUUGUCAAACAUAGUCACUUUAAAAAUACCGUUAAAAAAAGUUUCCAAAUAUCAGCUCUGUGACAGAGAAAUAUUUAGUAUAAUGCUUUGAAUGCUUUGAUUAUUGGAGACAAAGCGUAAUGCAUAUCAUAGACUAGUAAUGAAUGAAGAAGACAAAGUUUAUUUUGGCCAUCAAUACAGUCUAGCCAGUAAUGCACAUUGAUAUGACCUUUAUAAGAAUAAUUUUGAAGUUAAACUAUUCAAUAAAGGAUUUAACUGUAUUCAUGAUAACAGUUGAAACAGGGCAAGAUUUAAAUGUUUAAGGAAGGAAGACAAAGAUUUCAUUUCCAAUACAGUUUCACAUAAUUUGUUGCUAAUAUGUACAUGGCAUCCAAAAUAACACAAUUCCAAAUUUACGACCUAGAAAAGUGAAGAGAUCCAUUCAUUGGUGCUGAAAAUGAACUUUCAAAUAUUUGUGACUAUUUGUCUCAUAUCAAAUAUUAUAGUGAAAUAGGUUUGUGUUGAAUUCCUUGGAAAUGAAUUGGUACUCUUAAGUUCAGUAAAGGGAAAUAACUUUGGGCAACUCCAAAAUUACUUACAUUGCUGAGAAUGUUUGGACACAGAAAAUUGCUGUCAAAUUUUAGCAAUGAUUAGAUGAUUGAGAUAUAAAUAUCUGCAGUAGAUGAAUUAAUGGAUAAAAUGCAUAUCAGAGGGUGAACUAUGUAAACAUAAAUUAUAUAUUUUUAUAUUAGAAACAAGCUAUUUAGAGAACUAUAUUGAAAUUAUUUUAUAUGAAAUAGAAUCAUUUUUGUUUGUUAUAAAAUAUGUACAGCUGUAUCUAAUCUAGAUGUAUUUAUAAAUGUUUCUAUGAUGUAUUAUUUUUAUUGAAUAAUGAAUUUAUUAUUUUAAUGGCUGGCAAUAUGUUAGAAAUCCGUCCAUUUUAAAAAUAUUUACAAAGAAUGUUGAUCUUUUUUAUAGCACAUAGAUAAUUUAAUGUAUUCCUUUUUCACUCCUCUUGAACAUGUUCAUAUACUUUAUGGUUUUGAUUGAAAAAUGUACAUUAUAGAAAGAAAAUGUUUUAGUACAGCAAAAUGGUAGGUUUUUUUUGUUUCAAUAGUUUUGUAAUAAAGUAAAAUAAAAAUAAAAAGUACCAUUCA